UUUUAGGACUUUAGGUAUAAAACCUUCAUACAAAUAGUAGUUUUUAAACAAGGUUUUGCAGAUUUAAUACAGGAACCAGGUUGUGGCUUGUAAAAAUUAAAAAAAAAAGACAAGUCAAGUGCUAGGUAAAAGGGGCUGGUAAAGUCAAGCAUUUAAUUGUUUAAAAUGAUGAAUGCUAUCAUAACCUGCCUUGCAGCUUGUCUGUUGCAUGUGGUGUGCAGCACACCAACUUCUUUGUCUUGGUGUUAUCACAGGCGUUCAUGCAGUUAUGUCACUUGGCCCACAAUCGCAGAAAAAUACUGUAAUGGCACUCGGCAGUCUCCAAUAAACAUCGUAACCGCUAAUGUCCAAGCUAACGCUAAUCUGACCUCUUUGAUAUUCACUGGCUACAGUGACAAAGCAGCCUUAACUGAGAUUAAAAACACUGGCAUGACAAUUCAAGUUACACUUGAUCACAAGAAAAUGCGUGUGGAAGGAGGUGAUCUGCCAGGCUUGUUUGCCAGUACAGAGUUUCAUCUUCACUGGGGUAAUGGCAGCACCACGCCUGGAUCUGAACAUAGUGUGAAUGGCAAACGAUUCCCUAUGGAGUUGCAUAUCGUGAAUAAGGCCGAACGUAAUGCUAGUGUGCCUGGUGAUUCAGCAUUGGCAGUUCUUGGCGUGUUCAUAGAGGCAUCUAAUGACACUGGGAAACCAGAGAGCUGGAAUACCUUAACAUCUUCCCUUACAAAAAUUGCCAAUGCAGGUGAUCAAGCACGUAUCUCCGAUAGCAUCUCCAUGGAUGAUUUGCUUCCUGGAGUGGAGAGGAGUAAAUAUUACCGUUAUGUUGGCUCUAUGACCACACCAAACUGCAAUGAAGGUGUGAUUUGGACCAUUUUUAAAGACCCCAUCAAAGUCAGCAGGGAUUUGAUUGACCUCUUCACAACAUCGGUCUACAUCAACAAGACUGCCAACUCUCCCCUUAUAAUCAACACGUUCAGGGGUGUUCAGCCCAUCAAUGGCAGGGUUGUGAUGUCACAGGUAGAAGGUACCAAAACUACCCGCCCUAUACAGCCAACAUCCAGUACCAAAACAACUGGUCUUCUAGGUAUCAAAACCACCAGCCUUAUAAAGCCAACAUCCCGUACCAAAACUACCGGCCUUAUAACGCCGACCGCAAGUAUCAAAACUACUAGUCUUAUAAAGCCGACAUCAGCCGCAACAAACCUAUCCCAGGCUCUUAUUUCUCCUCUUCUGAGUGUUGUACUCCUGUACUGCAUCCUACCUUUGUUGUAAAAUUUGCCCCUAAAUGCUGGGAUUAAGAAUCUUAUGGCUCUAUAUGUGAAUGUAUAAAUAUUCUAUUUAAUGUUAGAGAUCAUUUAAAAAAAAAAAAAAAAAGUGUCAGUCAUGUGAAGUGUAUUUAAUGUCAUUUUAGCUGGUUUAAUAUUGGAAAGAUUUUGUUUUUGUCUAGUUUCCUUACCCUCAGCUUGUUUCCUGCAAGAGUUACCAAACCAUAUUUGUUCCAUAUUGCGCACUGAAGGUCCUACACAUUUGGUUGUAGUGCUGGGUAUAUUUUAUAGAGGGUUAACCAUUUGAUUUACAUGCACCGUUUUGGAAGACAUUUGAGCUGCUGCUUUAGGACAAUAGUGUUGGUUGUGCAGUUUGAAGUGGAACAUUUCUAUUCAACUGAAUGUAGGCAACAUGCUGAGGGCGACGGACACGUCAUCGAUUUGUCUGCUGGUUUUAUAAACGUUAAUCUCCUUGGAAUGACUGUGUCUCAUGCUUGUUUUGAGUUCUCACCCAGGGUGGUGUGUUUGGUUGGGUGGGGUGUGUGUGGUUUUUUUUUUUUUUUUUUUUUUUUUUUUUUUUUUUUUUUGGUCAGGGUUGUAGGUUUCCACUGUAAAGGUUGGGUUUGUUUUAAUGCGUGCACACAAGGUUUGUCCUUUGCCAUUGUCUGCUGUGCCACCACGUGAAUGUUUGUCAAAACGCUUCAGGAUAGUAGGUUGAACCGGUCACAUUCAUACUUCGUGUUUUAAAUUGUGAGAGAAGAAAAAGAGUUUUGAAAAAGUUUUCAUUGAAAUCAUUAAAUGUAUCAA
Labeo rohita (rohu) is the source of this 2072-nucleotide messenger RNA. Its product is annotated as carbonic anhydrase 4-like. NCBI's taxonomy places the organism in Eukaryota, Metazoa, Chordata, Actinopteri, Cypriniformes, Cyprinidae. Gene Ontology annotation, cellular component: plasma membrane. Gene Ontology annotation, molecular function: carbonate dehydratase activity; zinc ion binding. Bases 166 to 1272 code for a protein of 368 amino acids. The record is from RefSeq and is a predicted model, not a curated record. The transcript has 9 exons.